AUGAAGUUUGAGGAGAAGAAAUCAUGGGAAAUGAAGUAUGAGAAGAAGAAGAAAAGAGCUUUGGAGAAGAAAGAAGCCCCUUUGAAAUGGGAGCAUAAACUAGAAUAUGCUACCAAGGCAAAAGCUGAUGUUGAUGCUGAUACUGAUGGUGACACUGACAGCAAUGAUGGGAGAAGAGAGUUGAAUAAAAGAUGGGAGAAUAAAUUUAAUAUGAAGAGUGAUUGA
Molecule: messenger RNA, 225 nt
Organism: Prunus armeniaca (apricot)
Lineage: Eukaryota; Viridiplantae; Streptophyta; Magnoliopsida; Rosales; Rosaceae
Source: the annotation of a GenBank genome assembly